AUGUGCGGCCGGACGUCCUGCCACCUGCCUAAGGAGGUCCUGGCCCGGGCCUGCGCCUACCGGGACCGGCACGGCCGCCAGCGGCUCCCGGAGUGGAGGGACCCCGACCGGUACUGCCCCUCGUACAACACGAGCCCGCGGUCCAGCAGCCCGGUGCUCCUGUCCCGGGUGCACCUGGAGAAGGACGCAGACUCGUCCGAGCGGAUCAUUGCGCCCAUGCGGUGGGGCUUGGUUCCCUACUGGUUCAGAGAAGCGGAUCUCUCCAAGCUGCAGAUUAACACCAGCAACUGCCGCAGUGACACCAUAAUGGAGAAGCGGUCCUUCAAGGUGCCUCUGGUUAAGGGGAGACGCUGUGUCGUCUUAGCGGACGGAUUCUACGAGUGGCAGCGACGUCAGGCCACGAACCACCGGCAGCCCUACUUCAUCUACUUCCCGCAGAUCAAGACCGAGAAGGCCGAGCAGGUGGGUGCUGUGGCCAGCCCCGAGGACUGGGAGAAGGUCUGGGACAACUGGCGGCCGCUGACGAUGGCCGGCAUCUUUGACUGCUGGGAGCCCCCGGAGGGCGGAAGCUGCCUCUAUUCCUACAGUAUCAUCACGGUGGACUCCUGCAAGGUCAUGACCGACAUCCACAACAGGAUGCCUGCCAUACUGGAUGGGGAGGAGGCAGUCUCUAAGUGGCUGGACUUCGGUGAGGUCUCAGCUCAGGAAGCUCUGAAGCUGAUCCACCCCACGGAGAACAUCGCCUUCCACCCAGUGUCGUCCAUGGUGAACAGAUCCUGGAACAACGCUCCCGAGUGUCUGCUCCCGCUCCACCUGCUGACCGGAAAGGAGCUCAAGGCGAGCGCCAGCAGCCAGAAGAUGCUGCAGUGGCUGGCCACGAAGUCACCCAAAAAGGAAGAGCCCAAAACACCCCAAAAGGCAGAGUCAGAUGUGCCCCAGUGGUCCAGCCAGUUCCUGCAGAAGAGCCCACAAACCCCCAAGCGAGGCAGUGCCGGCCUCCUGGAGCGGUGGCUGAAGCGGGGUCAGGAGGAAGAGCCUGCGGCCAAGCGGCCUCACACGCAGUAG
Rangifer tarandus platyrhynchus (Svalbard reindeer) is the source of this 1065-nucleotide messenger RNA. Lineage: Eukaryota; Metazoa; Chordata; Mammalia; Artiodactyla; Cervidae. The record is from the annotation of a GenBank genome assembly.